This is a messenger RNA of Cephus cinctus (wheat stem sawfly), 1665 nucleotides long. Its product is annotated as stress response protein NST1-like. Bases 313 to 1653 code for a protein of 446 amino acids. The transcript has 6 exons. Lineage: Eukaryota; Metazoa; Arthropoda; Insecta; Hymenoptera; Cephidae. The record is from RefSeq and is a predicted model, not a curated record.
ACUUAAUUAUCUUAUGCCGGCUCCUCCUUUUUUUUUAUAAUUGAAUAGUUGCCAGCAGUUAAAUUUCACACAGAUAAAUUCAUACGGGUAGUUACGUCAAUCGAGUAAAAUGCUAUGAUAAAGAUAAAAAAAUAUACGCUUUACAGAUUCACAUGAGAAUUUUGAUUGUCUAAGUCAAUAAAAAUUUACCAGUACUAAGUGGAUAACAAAAGGAUUCGAUAUUGAAAAAUUAAGAACGGACGGAGAUAGAAGAUAGAAAAAUGAGAAUUCAAAUCUUUGGAUGACUGUCAGAAAAAAACAAGAGGAACAACAAUGUCUACGAGAUUAAAAAUACGGUGCGUCUCGGAGCAAGAUUUCGGAAGUACAGUGAAGCAGAUGAUAGACGGAGCUCUUGAAGACACAGAGCAACUGACAAAAUUAGAACGGGCGAUUUAUGAAGAAUGGUACUUUAAAAAAAUGGAUGAGAUCAGAGAGACAAAAAAUCAAGUUGAACAGUAUAAAAAGGAAUUGAAGAAUGAUUCACCAGAUUGUGUAGCAUGCCAUGAGAAUCAAUCAAACACAAAUUCAAGUGUACAUUGGAAACCUUCAGUAAUUGAUAAUGAAGUUCAUGAGCUUGAAGAAUUAAAUACACAAAAGUGUAUUAGUAAAAAUUUAAAUGAUUUUCCAACAUCUAAUCAAGCUGAACAGUUGUCUGAACUUAGUCACGACGAGUAUCUGAGAGAUAUUCAAAAAGAAGAAGACAGUGAAGCCAUAGCCGCCCCCGUCGUACAUACUAUACGUAGGAUUAAACCAAAUAAAAGAAUAACUAAAAUCGUGCGACUUUCUAAUACUUCUGAUACCGAUGUUCAUGACAAUGUUUCUGAAAAUUAUUUGGUACUACGAUUGAAGGAUUGCGUUAGAACUUCGACAAAUCUGACUGCGUCCCAUUCGACUGUAAGAACCUUAAACGAGCCUCUUGUAGAAAUUAAUGAAGAAAAAAAAAAAGAAUUGGCAACCUCCGAAAAUUCACAAAUUCAGGAAAGCCCUGAACUAAUUGAAGUGUGGAGGGGUCAAAUGAACGUGAAAAAUGAGACUGCAAACGAUCAAAAACUCAAGACUGAUAAAUCGAAAAAAAAGAGAACUAAUCGUACAGCUGUGGGAGAGGCAGCUUUUGAAAUAUGGAAAAGAGCGAAAAAUGCAAGAUACAGUCGAAUAUUCAAAGAGGAACAAAAAAUGAAGCAGUUAGAAAGAGUAGAAAAAUUAAACGAAGAGGAGAGAAAGAGAAAUGCAUACGAGACAUGCAGACGUGUGAGGAAGCAACGGGAUGAGCAACGUAAAUUAAAUUCUCUGAAAAAGAGAGUAAUGCAAGAAGUGAAAGAAGCAGCACAAAGGGAACUCCAUGCAAAAGAAAUUGCCAAUGCUCAGGCUUUCAAAUCAUGGAAGCGACAAAAGGAUGAUGAAUCAAAAAAAAGGCGAAUGAUGACAUACAACCAACAAUAUUAUCAACAACAGACACAGAUGACAAGGCAAAUUCAAGGAUUUGAUACAUUCAAUUUAUGGUUAAAUCAACUAGAUUGUGUUUUGCAUCAAAAAUAUUUACGGGAAAGACGUCAUCUUGUUCGUUCAUUUUAUUGUCAACCUGUCUAUUAUGGUUCUACAGCAAUUUCCACAUAAUAUUUGUGAUUC